UGAACCAAUGGCGUGCAACCUCCUGCCGAAGGAAAAAAUCGGAUCUUUGCAGCUCGAAAGAGAGGAGUCGGAACUCGGAAACAGGAUCAUAACAGCAGAUUCAGCAAGCAGGAGCUGAGUAGGAAACUGGUGUUGCUGGCAAGUAGCUGGCUGUGUUCCUACGUGGUCAUACCACUUAACAGUAAACUUACUGCUCUGGGGAACGAUUGAGACAGCAUCGACUCAAAGCAAUCGUACUGAACAGACGGGUGGACGCCUUUAUUAUCUUUGUCUACCAAGCUGACAACAAUACGCAGAUGGACAGCAGAACUGCCCCAGAAGACAAACCUGUGCAACGCUCCAAGUCCUUCAGCUUUAAGACGCAGAGGGAGGUGUGUUCAUCCUGUCAGAAGACUGUGUACCCCAUGGAGAGGCUGGUAGCAGAUAAACUCAUCUUCCACACUACCUGCUUCUGCUGUAAACACUGCAACACCAAACUCAGUCUGGGCUCCUUCGCCGCCCUGCAGGGCGAGUUCUACUGCAAGCCGCACUUCCAGCAGCUGUUCAAGAGCAAAGGGAACUACGACGAGGGCUUCGGCCGCCGGCAGCACAAGGAGCUGUGGGCCAACAAGGACGCCGAGAAAAUCACCAAGAGCGCGUGAGCGCCCCCUGCAGCCCGGCAGCGGAGCAGGCUAACGCAGCGCGCUCACUCCACGUGCCUUCCACCACGCAGACACGCAACCGCUCACAGGACUGCCCGACGGCCUCGGUGUUAUCUUUAUAGAUUGGGGGGGGGGGGGGGGUUGUUUUAUUUAUUAUAUUAUUCUUUUUUUUUUUUUUACAAAAUUGUGUUUUGGUGUUCUUUUUAAAACUGCUUUUUUUGUGUUCACCAAUGUCACCAACCUACUUUAUUUUUUAGCUACAGUCCAGAGUAUUUUCAUUGGGUCAGGGAAUGUGUGUGGUGUUUGUAUUGCCAGAGAAUAUGAACUGUUCACUUGGCAGAUGUCACUUGCUUUAGUGUUGGGCCCUGUAGGAGACAUAAAUAAGAUUGCUGUGAUAUAAUUGAUUUUUAAGCUGAGGUUUUUAUUAAGGUUUUCUGGCUUUUCUUUGCUCGACUUGAAAGUCUUUUGUGUUGUUCUAAAAGAGAGUAAAAAAAACAAACUGUGAAUGCUGGGAGAGUGGGCGGGGUCUGACAGGGUAUACCUGUACGCUGUGGUGGAAAGUCCAGGUUCAGAAAGUAAAAGUCCUUCCCAGUAUUUUGUUCCAGUUCUUCAGGCAGGAGGUUGAACUAAUUGGUGAAUUCAGCUGGCUGGGUUUAUGGGUGGAGGAAACGCAUGGGGGGACUUAUUUUAUCACCCCCCCUGGACUUACCCACCUUGGCCUAUACGUGUGAAACUUACAGGGUACGCCGUACUGUACAUAUCUCUCUAACCAGCCUCCCAACAGCGGCUGUGUCUGUGGCAGGGGGACCCAGCUCUGAGUGCUAAAGACCAAACUGCAGACUGCUUCCAUUACAGAGAGUGUGCAGGUGAUUAGGUCUUGUAUCUCUUAGCCUUUUUUGUGGUGCAGGACGCGUUCUCGACUGUGUAAAAUGUGGGCCGUCACAUUUUAAGGGUUCGACUUCAAACUCUCUUUGAUGUUUGGUGUCUCUUCAUUGCUGCCUUCCGUUGGUGUUGGUGGGGUUUGCUCCUGUCAGUCUAUAGCUUACCCAUUGAGCUACAUGCUGGGUAGAUCACUGAUGAUGUCAAAUCUCAUUUUGCACAGGAGAAGCUUCCGGAAAAUUAGGGGUCUGUACAGAGUUGCUGUUUAUACUUGAUAAAUGUACUCAGUGUCCUGCUGUGCUGAACAGCACCACCAAGGACAACAAGUACCAGGCAGCACAGGAAACCUGCGUCACACAAAUAUCCUUCCCCCCUGCCAUAGCACCAUCAAAUUUUUUUCCCAGGGUUUUUUUGUUUUUCCUUUUUUUUGUCUUAAUCAUUAAUUGAAUUUUGGCACGACACGAAUGCGCACAAGGGUUUAUCGCCCAGGUGACCGUAGAGUCGGCCAGGAAUCUGCCACAUGGCCGCAGCGAAGCGUUUUACCGGUGCCGAGGGGCGCUCCUCGCUCCUCGGCUGUCUGAUUAACGGGCGCCGAGCGCCGCUCCAGCGAUGUGAGCGGCUGAACUCACCGGGCCCGGCUCCGCCGCGCAGGGACGGGCCUUUCAAGUGCUCCCUCGGCUAAAGCGGCCUUUUCACAGCAGGGUGAAUUUAAAAAGGGUGGAUUCCUUUUUUUUUUUUUUUUUUUUUUUUAACUGUACCUCAGGAGAAUACAAGGCUUUGCUCAGGAACCAGGCCAGAUGGGCACUGCUGGCAGAGCUUCAGGUCUCUUAAUCGGAGAACAGGUCCUGCCUGAGGUCUGUCACAGUAGUUUGGGGGCGGUAAGGCCGCCAUUUUUUAGAAUGAGAGGAACCAAGUGCCCAUCCACUGAUGCCGCUAGCCGACCAGUACCCCGCCGCAAUGUUUUUUUUGGGGAGAGGGAAAUGGUUCCCCCUCCUGUUGCCAUGGUGAUGAAUCCGAAUGCUGAGAAGUAGCCGUGGAUGAGGAAACUGACUGUUAGGAGCCGUGGAGCCAGCGGCGAAGCUGCACUGUGGAGCUGCACUGUGGAGCUCCACUGUGGAGCCAGAGGCGGAGCUGCACUGUGGAGCUCGGGCCGUGGAGCCAGAGGCGGAGCUGCGCUGUGGAGUUCAGACAGGCUGCGCUUGAGGUGCAGGUCUUCGAAACGGCGGGAAUGUUCACACUGCAAAAAAUGUGUCUUAACAAGUCUUGUAAUUAGGCUUCAAAUCUCAUUUUCAAAUAGCGUGUUUUAAGUUACUUUUUGCUUGACAAGAGAAAUUGUCUUACCCCAUUGACUAAUCUUGAAAUGAGUAAAUGUCUCACCUCAUUGGCAAUCUCUUUGUUUUAUUAAACAAAAAAUUUAUAGAUAUAAGAUUAUGGGUUCAGUUUCACAGGCACAGCCUAACCAUAGUCCUAUAGCAAAUUCAAUUUUGAAUGGAGAUUCUCUAUACAAAACUCAAUUUAGUCCAGGACUAAGCUUAAUCUGUGUCUGUGAAACAGGCCCUAUAUUUCUAAAUUUAAGACUAAAACACUCGUUAAGCUUGACUUACUUUUUUGGUUUUCGCUGCGGCAUGUCUGUGACCCCAGUAAGAUCAGGCUCACUAAAGACCAGGCCUUAGUGCGGCGGCUGUGGCUGACCGCCAUUUCCGCCGGCCUGCUUGCGCACAGCGCAGCUCCGCUACUGUCUCUGGGCAGCACCUCCACCAUAAUCACACUGCUGGAAGCCAGACACUGUUCUCUUUUAGCAAGGCGCUUUCUGCCACUGUGAGUUUGACAGUGACCACUAUAUUCUAAAAUAUUAUGCUGUAUUCACAGUUUGAAUUUACCACUGUUUGGAAGCACGAGCCUCCUCUUAUGUCGAACAGAUUUCAUUAGCCUUUGUGUACACAGCUGUAAUCUAUUUGACCUGCAUUUUACCUCUAAGCAUCCCCUACCCGAAGAGUUGCAUAAAUUUACUAUAUAAGAUCUGUUUAUACAAGGUUCAUUCUAAAAAACACAAAGGUAAGAAAGUAGAAAUAGUUGCUAAAGCUUGUCCUGUAUGGAUUUAUGGCUAAACUGUGAGGUCGAUCGGAAAGCUCCGCCCCCUGCUGGAGGGGAGUGGCUUGGUUCACUUGAAAAUGUGAGUGUCAGUGUAAGGAGUGUGUGAAAUGUGUUUUAUAUUCAGAUCAGCUGUGACAUUGUACAACAGUGUCAUUGGAGGCUUUUGGCUGAAGAUACAGCUCGUGCAUUGUGACAAAUGGGUAAAGGAAUUAAAUGAGUUUUUUCACAGGUCAAGUUGUAUUUGUGUUUUGGCCCAUAAUCUAGGCAGACAGUUUUAAAUAAUUUUUAAAAAUAUUAAUUUAUUAUAUUUUAAUUUCAUGUCAAAGCCAGCAAAAAUAAUAAUCCCUUUGGAAACCCUCCUUAACUAUUUGUAUGGAUAAAACAAUAUCUGUGGUCGGAAAUGUCCAUGAAACUCAGUGUCUGUAGAAAUGAGACAUGACAGAUUUAAGCCUUCUGUUUCCAAUCCAAUCAGUACUGUUCGAACAAAUGACUAAUGAAAUGCUGGCCAAUUGUUAUUUUUAGGUUUUUAAAAUAUUUUUUUAAUAAGGACAUGUGCCUGCUUUUUCGUGCUCAAGUAAUGCGUGAAGAAUUUUUCACAGCUCGUAGUCUAGCAUUCUGAGUCAGUCCAGUGCUAACAGGGUGCCUUCUGGGUACACAGGGUAACGGGACUGUGUUCGGAUUACUAUUGUUAUUUUUGUAAUUAUCGCAUGGUUCAAACUGUGUUCACUCCUGAAUUUUAAAACGAAAUGUUUGCAGGUAUUUUAGACCACACGUAGCGAUAAUGACAUAUACUACCGUUCUGCAGCAGAAAUGAAGGACUAUAUGCAUUCUCUCCUCGUUUUUUUGCCACUGGGUACUGCAUGGUUCUUCUCAACAUCCAUAUUUUCUUUAAAAGGUAUGCAUGCAUUUCUCAGAGGCAACUGUAAUAAUAAAUGUAAUAAAUGUGUGAAUUAACAGCUGUAUCUUGUUUAUGUGGAGGUACACCUUUUUUUUUUUUUUUUUUUAAAUGCCAACCUCAGUAUUUUCAGGAAGGAAAUAAUUUAGUCAGAAUAGUCAGAAUUUGUCGGAAGUGUGUACCAUAAAGUUAGCUUGUAAAAUGAUGUGGCCUUACAGCAGAGGCUUUGGCUUUGUUUUACUUUCUUCACUUUUUGUACUUUUUUGUAUUUUUACCCUCAAGCUGCAUUGUGUAGAGAAACAAUUAUUAAAAGUAAAAAAAUAAGCAUUUUCACGAA
Molecule: messenger RNA, 4846 nt
Organism: Anguilla anguilla (European eel)
Lineage: Eukaryota; Metazoa; Chordata; Actinopteri; Anguilliformes; Anguillidae
Product: LIM domain-containing protein 2-like
Exons: 4
Coding region: 297-641 (114 amino acids)
Biological process (GO): actin filament bundle assembly
Cellular component (GO): plasma membrane; actin cytoskeleton
Molecular function (GO): actin filament binding
Source: RefSeq, a predicted model, not a curated record